Molecule: messenger RNA, 9238 nt
Organism: Xyrichtys novacula (pearly razorfish)
Lineage: Eukaryota; Metazoa; Chordata; Actinopteri; Labriformes; Labridae
Source: the annotation of a GenBank genome assembly
CCUCGUUUCCUUUCCUUUUAUUGACACAUGAUAGCAGCACAUAUAGUUGGACAGAUGAAUACAAACUGCAAUACCGCGAAUCAAGACUAUGCACCACUGAAUUUAACCAAAACGACGUGAUGUUGUCAAGUAAUAGAAUAAUGUUCAUGAAAAAGGAUUUAUUGCUCCUUUAGUUAAAGCGUCGUCAUUAUUUAGCUUUUACGUCGAAAAAAAUCUCCCGGAACUUCCGCCAAGUCUAAACGGAAGUAGGUACGUGGCCGCUUCAGCUGACAGUCUACAUGAUGGCGACAGAGGUUCAGAGCGGCGACCUCGACAGCGCUACUUCCAGCCGGCUCGAAGUUUCCAUCGAUGGCCUCACUCUCAGUCCCGACCCGGAGGGCGAGCAAGUCCCGGUGGAAGAGCCAGAGCCCAGCCCCGUUGAACCGGAGACCGACACGCCGGGUACCGAUGAGGGCGAAGAUGGAGAGUCAGCCAAAUCUGCAAUAGAGAGUAAAUGGGGCUUCCCUCUUCAGGAGCUGUACGGAAUGAGCCUUAAAUUCUUUAAAGGUAAGCCCAAGUUUUUACCCUCUUUGAAUUUCAACGCAUAUUAAGUUGCAGAGCUCGAACCUGCCGUUAAACCGCGAGACUGCUAACAUUAGCAGUUAGCUGUCACAGCCUGGGAUCCUGUUGUCAGCCGCAGCAUUAGCUACACGGCUAACGAAGAGCCAACCCCGCUAACGAGCUAUUAGCUGCCGAGUGAAGGGUGAGACCACCGUGGGGCUGAAGAGUAGUCCAUUCAUUGCUGGGCGACGUUUCACUGUUUGCCUCUUGUAUCGCUACCGCGCGCUGUCUUUGGGUUUAACUUGCUCAAAACCUUGUCCGUUAACCGUGAGAGCGCUACAUCAGCUGCUUACAGAGUCAGCCAGCCGCACCAACUUAGCCUUUCGUGGUUUGUUUGGGAUCUGAUCACGCCCUGAACACAACCAGCUCUGAUAAAAGGAACACACAAAGGUUCCUGCUAUGCUACCUCAGAUGCUAAACCAGUCUUUUGGCACAGCACAUGUCCUUAAAAAACAGUUUGCAGCAGUUCGUGCUUAAAGUCGUAUUAGAAGGACCCGUUUAGACCACCAGUACAUUGAACAGCCCCUGUGUAUCCUGAUAUACACUUUCCAACAUGAAGUACACUCACCUGCCAGGCAUUAUUAUCGCCUUGGCAAUCUUAUGCAGUCUAACACAACAGAUCCUCCGCAAAUUCAACUGCCAAUAAUAUUUUUAAGUUUGUCAGUGUUUUGUUGACAUGGCCAAUAUUAUUGCACUUUGUUUCUAAAAAGGAAGGGAGGUGGAGGUGUGCUGGAGUGCAUUGAUAUUGACACACUCCAGUGAAGCCAGCUUCAAUGAUAAAUACUGAGUACAGUUAUAACCUUUGUGAUAAUGUCAACAAACACUAAAUAUUUUAAAGAUUCCUGAAAGUAGAAUCCUGGUACAGCUGUUUUGUUGAAUUAGAUAGCCCAGUGGAUCAUAAUGUUGUGCAUAUCAAGUAGAAAGGCUGCUUUUGCUGACAGUCUGUAGAAGAUACCUUAGACAUAAGUGUUGUCACUCAAAUGUGGCAUACUUGGUACUAAAAGAAAGGAUUAUAUGGGCAACAAUAACGCAGCUCCAAAAUCAAAUUUCACCUGCCAAGUUUUAUUAACACCCAAUGAGAAAAAACAAGUAGAAGCAGCACAGUCUAAAGCAUGUCAAGCUUGUCAUUUUUUGAGUAGUUAUUUUUUGUAUCCGCAGUAGUAUAUCCUCCUCUCCCCUGUGACACAAUAUGGAUCCUGUUGUCAGUAAUGUACAUAGGCAACAUGAAACACUCGACAUUUGUACUGUUUUCAUUAGAGUAAAGCACUUGUAUGACUGUGCAAACGGGUUUGGUCAUUGUUGCCACCCAGUACCUUAGUAAUCUGUGCACUGUAUUUCCAGUCAGUUAGGGUUUGGUCAGCUUGCGCAACUUGUAAACACAGAUCUGAUUCCUGCCUCACCUUGUAUAAAGUGAGUUUGAAAAGAAUUGAAAUGAUCUUGUAGUGAAGUUCAUGAUACAUAACUGUGAGUGUCAAAGUUUUUGAGAGAUGUAAAAAUACUUUCUUUUAAUUUUAACUUCCUCCUUUCUCUAAUGAGACACAAAUGUUUAUCAUAGUAUUGGCUUUGCACUGCAGGAAGUGAAGAUUUUUUUCUCUGCUUCUCCCAGAUAAAGAUGGGAAGGCCUUCCACCCCACUUAUGAGGAGAAGCUACGAUUGGUGGCUCUGCACAAACAGGUGUUACUUGGCCCUUAUAAUCCAGAUGCUUCACCUGAGGUUGGCUUCUUUGAUGUCCUGGGCAAUGACCGCAGGUAACCUCCUGCAGACAUCUGCAUUAUGUGACCUUUGACCUGUGGUAGACAUGUGCAUAUAGUGUGUGUAUUUAUAGCCCAUCUUUUUGUUAUGGCUUUGAAAAUUGUCCAAUGAGAACCUUUAUGUUGUUAAGUUUCCAUACAUGUAUUAUUUCACAUUUAUUGAAGACUCAUAUAUUGCACAAAUUUCAAGUUCUUGCUGAAAUGAUAAAGUAUCGUCAGGUUUUUCGAGAAGGUAGAGGAUAGUCCCCUCUUUUUGCUCUACUUAAAAAUUGUUUGUGAAAGUUCUACCAAAUUUGUUUUGUCAUUGCAAUACGAGUAUUUGAUGGAUGAGUCCCAUUUGCUCAGCUGCCUUUACAAUCCAUCUUCACGUUCAUUCUUACUCUGCAUACAGAAAAGAGUGGGCCUCCCUGGGCAACAUGGAGAAGGAGGAAGCCAUGGUGGAGUUUGUCAAGCUGUUGAACAAGUGCUGUACCCUCUUUGCUCCUUACGUCACCUCACAUAAGAUCGAAAGGGAGGAGCAGGAAAGGAAAAGGUACCAUGGUUUACUUCAGUUCCCUGUAAAGAGACUAAAUACAGACUAUUCACUUUGUCCUAAAUAAACCAUUGUUAUCAUUACUAAUUCUCUCUGUUAUGGUGCUAUUCCCUAGGAAAGAAGAAGAGGAGCGUCAGAGACAGGAGGAGGAGGAGAGGGAGAGACAAAGGCAGGAGGAGGAAAGACGAAGGCUCGAAGAAGAAGAGAGGCUGAGGAGAGAAGAGGAGGAGAGAAGGCAGGCAGAGGAAGAAAGGCUACGAAUUGAGCAGCAGAAGUAUGUGUGUCUACACUAAUACCCGUCUGAAAUGUGGUCCCUUCUCUCUAUGAUCAGCACCUAAAUCUCUCUGCUGUCCACCAUUGUCUCCUCUCCUUUUCCUCAGUUUCCUUCCUCACUGUAUUUCUCCUUUUGCUUUCUUUUCCAGACAACAGAUCAUGGCAGCAUUGAAUGCGCAGACAGCAGUGCAGUUCCAACAAUAUGCUGCCCAGCAGUACCCAAACAGCCCAGAGCAACAGCUUGGCCUCAUCCGUCAGCUCCAGGAGCAACACUACCAGCAGUAUAUGCAACAGCUCUACCAGGUUCAACUGGCCCAGCAGCAGGUGGGUUACACCGUCAGGGAUGGGUUCUUAUUAAUUGGUAUUUAUUUUUCUUAUGUUGUUGAAUAUGUUUUUAAGAAUUUUAAGAAUAUGAAAUUGGGAAAAAAACAUUGCUGUUAAAAUUCAUAAUAGGAUAACAAAGAAUGUAGUUCUUGAAAUUGUUUUGUCACAAUUUAAUGCGGUUGUGACUUAAAAGCUUGCUUUGUUGUUGAGUUAUGUGUUGAUACUUUACUGGCUUGAGGAUUCCCAGUAGGGGCAAAUUUGUAGAGUUUGGGAUGGAGAAAAGCCAAGUCCCUUUAUCCAAUUCCCACUGCUUAAAAUGUUCAGUGAAGAUGGAAGAAAGAAUCUUGAAUAAUAAUGAUUUGCUGUAACGUAAAUCUGGCUAGGAUAACAAUAUUAGUUCAGUGAAGCAGGAUUGAGAGCUCUUCUAACAGCACUGGGGAGACCAAAAAGCCUCUGUUAUGUUAGUAGUGUGUUUUUAAAGACUGUUAAAAUUGUCUUCAUUUCGCUCCAGGCGGCCUUACAAAAGCAGCAGCAGGCUGAUUCGAUGGUGCAGGGCACCCUGGAAUCGAACAGUUUCAACAGCAGUGAACCCAUUGUGGCCUCAGCUGCAGGGUCACUGUGUGCAGCUUCACCACCGACUACUGAGGAAGUUCCUACAGUCAACGGAGGCCAGUCUGACUCAUACUCAGAGAGCAUGGACAGGGAACCAGAGCCUGAGCCAGCAGAGGAGGUCUCAGAGAACGGACCUUUAUUAGGUUGGUAGGCUGCUGAUGUUUUCUCUUGUUUAAAAAAACAAAAAAAAAAAAAAAGCCUUUAAUGCAACUAAUGGCUCGAAAGUAGAGGGGGGAGGUGUCUCUUGAACAAACAAAGCUUUAUACCAAACCUGGAACUUGAUUCUUAUCUGCUGUGUCCUUGUUGAUGGGACCUGGAGGGCAGGGAGGAGACGAGUAGAACCUGUGAUACAUGAUAACUCACUGAUUUAGGUAUCAUUCAAACCACACACACUGCUUACAGAGGAGUAUGCUCCCACACCAGAGGUGACCAAGGCCUAGGUAUGAUUUCGAAACAUACAUCCUGAGCUAAAUCAAUCUUCAGGCGCUACCUGUUUACUAAUGAUGCUUUGAGAAAAGAUUGUGGGUUUUGAAGGGAUUUAAACAACAACUCAGUGAAUGCAUCCAUGCCUCCCCUUUCCAGCUCUCAUAAACAAUCACAAUGAUUGGCUUUUUUGUUCAACAAGUAAUCUUUUAUUCUCUAUGUGUGCUAGAAUAAAACGAGUAAUUCCUAGGAAAUGACAAUACAAUGUUUCUUUCUCAAAUGCAAACCUUUUAAUGCUGUUUUUUAGAGGGUUGUGAAAACAUUUUUUUUUUAUUGAUCACAGCGGACUCUCCACCAGUCAUAGCUGCUCCCUCCAUGUGGACACGGCCACAGAUCAAGGACUUCAAGGAGAAGAUCCGUCAGGACGCAGACAGUGUGAUCACAGUGGGGCGUGGUGAGGUGGUCACAGUUCGGGUGCCCACCCAUGAAGAGGGUUCUUACCUGUUCUGGGAGUUUGCAACAGACUAUUAUGACAUCGGCUUUGGAGUAUUCUUUGAGUGGACGGAUGCUGCCUCUGCUUCAGUCAGUGUGCACGUGUCAGAGUCCAGCGACGAUGAUGAGGAUGACGAAGGUGAGAAAUGUAUGGCAAUAAUAAUAACUUUAUAAUAACUUUAUUUUUAUAGCACUUUUAAAAACAGAAGUUUACAAAGUGCUUUGACAAACAGUUGCAAAGCAGAGAACAUCAGCACAUGGAAACAAAAACAAAUAAAAACAAAAGCUCAGUUAAAAACAAGGCCUCCAAAUUGAAGGCUAAUUUCAUUUGUCAUAAGAAACCCAGACAAUACAAGAACCCUACAACAUAAAAUGAGACCAUGAGGACCAAAAUAAAAACAUAAAAUAGAUAAGAAAAAGAAAUUUGAUAAAAAAGGGGGGGUAGAAAGCAGAAAACAGGAUAGUAAACGUAAAAAGAGAAUAUUCAUAAUGAUAAUAAAAUAAUGAUGAUGGUAAUAUUACUGAUAAAAUGGAAUAACAAAAAUGAGCAGGAAAAAAACAAUACAAUCAAUGAAAGCCCUAAAAGGUCAAAUAAGAAAAGAUUAUAAGUAAAACAAAGGCUAAAAGGACAGUAAGUCUAAAUAAGAUGGAGGUAAAAGAGAUAAAAGAUAAAAGGAAAAAAAGGGAAAAGACGGCAUCACAUAAAAACAAGUCUGUAAAAGUGAGUUUUUAAAUUUGACUUAAAAGAAGCGACUGUCUCUGCACGCCUUAUCUCCUCUGGCAGGUUGUUCCAAAGUUGAGGGGCUCUGAUGGAGAAAGAUCUAUCACCUUUAGUUUUGAGCCUCAACUUUGGAACGACCAGGAGACCUUCGCCAGAGGGUUUGAGGCUGGGAGAUGGCUCAUAAGGUAUUAAAAGCUCUGAAAUGUAGCUCGGAGGAAGUCCUUUGAGCGCUUUCAAAGUAAUCAAUAAAAUCUUAAAAUCAAUUCUAAAACUCACAAGAAGCCAGUGAAGGGAGGCUAAAAUUUGAGUGAUGUGAUGCCGUCUACUAAAACCAGUUAAAAUCCUAGCUGCUGCAUUCUGAACUAGUUGGAGGGAAGUCUGCAGUAUGCCUCAGAUGUGGCAGCUUUACGGGAUCAACCUGUGAUGGAGGUUUAAAAAGGCAACUAUGGGGAAAGAGCUGCUUUGAAAUAUCAGUUUACUUCCUGUGAUGAACGGUGUGUGUGAAGCUCACUUAAUCACUUUAUCUGUGGCAAUGAAAUUUAACCAGCUAGUCCUUAAGAAUUGUCUUUUCUUGUAUAUGAUAUGGUGUAGAUUGACUGCAAAGCUGUUGUCUUCAAAGGGGUGUUUUCUUGAUUUUUGUUGUUGCCUCAGUCAUCAGGCCACUAAGAGAUGAUUAAGUAUGCAUAGAUAAAGUUUUACUCCAGAACUUGCUUACGCUGUAGUUAAACAUCUCAUGAAAGUCCUAUGAGGCAGAGAGGAUGAUGAUUAAAUCUGUCAUAAUGACAACAUAUAUUGUGUAAUGUAAUUGUUGUGGUUUUAUUGGUUGGGUUAAUUGUUCAAACGAACCUUUGGCAGAAUGUCAGUUCUUCUGAAUACUAAUUUUUCUGAAUGUCUGACACAAGUAUCUGUUGUGUGUUUAUAUUUAUGUGACAAUAGAUUUAUCCCUGAAGCUAAUGAUGUUUUUCCACAUAAAUUAUAAUAUGUGAGUUAAGUUCUUCUAAAACUGUUGUCUAUAUUCAGAAUUGAUACAAUGCAAAAAGGAAUAAAUGUUUCUUCAGGAUGAAUGAAAGCAUUGCAUAGGGGGAGUAAAUCUCUUUAAUUGAGCUGUGUAUGACUGUCCUCCCAAAUAUGACCCCCUGUUUAUUUUUUUGUCUACAGGUGACCCUCCUAAUGAGGAGGAGAAAGCAAAGAAAGAGGCAGGGAAGCCCCAGGUGGAUGAGAUUGUGCCGGUGUAUCGGCGGGACUGUCAUGAGGAGGUGUACGCUGGCAGCCAUCAGUACCCUGGCCGCGGAGUCUACCUGCUCAAGUUUGACAACUCCUAUUCACUCUGGCGCUCCAAGAGUGUUUACUACAGAGUCUACUACACCAGAUAAGCCUGAACACAGACACAGGGGGAGCCAAGGAGUAUGUAUGCUCAUAAUGUAUGUGUGUGUUUGUGUGUAUAGGUGGAGAUUUGUGCGAUGGCAGCCUGUAUGUGUAUGUAUGUGAGGAAGAGUGAGAGAAUACAUCUGGACAUAACCACCAGAGGGUGACAACGAGACACAUCUGGAGCCUCAGUUUGGAGAAUGGACUAGCUUGUGUGCUGUGUGAACGUGUGUAUGUAUGUUCCAACAUACACCUAUGCUAGAGCCUGUCAUGGAGCCUUUGGAAGAGGAGUGUGUAUUCUGUUGUAUAUUCACCGCCUGUCCUUGCUGCGCUCACAUAGACCAAGCUGUAGGACUUUAGCUCUCAUGUUGUAUAUUACCACUCUUCACCCUGGACUCCUCUUCUGUCACUGCUCCAGCCCGACUCUGUCCAAUGUGGCCUUGUGGCUGCUUCUGCCCUGAGUGAUGCUUUUCAGAGCCGUGAGAGGAAACACAGGCGAUGUGUCCAACACUCUGUGAGCCAAUGUUUUCUGUUUUGGUGGCUGUUUAUUCCACUAAGAACACAAUGUCAAAAAAUUAAAUUAUAACUGCAAAUACUCUUUAUAACACAAUGCCUCUGUUACAUAGAGAGCUUCUGGUCUUGGCCAAAUCUCACUGACACAUUUUAACCAUCUGAGACAAACAUCAUCAUCCUUUUAUUUGAAUUAGUUGUCACUUGUUUUCCGAGUAACCAUGCCUAAAUAAAAAGCUAAGAGUGUGUUUGGUGGACAACAGUGGCCUUUGGCCUUUUCCUACUUGUUAAAUAAUGUUCAACCUUUAGUUCUUGAAACAGUCUGACUGGCACAGUGCAGUGGGAGACAUUUUUUUUCUUACUGGAAAAGUUAUGAAGGACACAGCUAAGAAUAAAAUCCAAAUGAAGAAUCAAAUAAUAAUAAAAAAAUAGAUGUGCUUAUGACACAUGGAUAUUUAUUUCCCUUUCCAAAAUAGACAGGUUCUUAUCUCUUUGAUGCUGUCUCCUAAUCAGUGACAAGUUCCACUGAUGAGAAGUUGCCUCCAUAGAUGCCUCUGAUCUAAAUUUAUUCCUUGUAGCUAAUUCUACAUUAUUCACUCUCUUCGCUCAACAAUUCAUACAACAUGAUAAAACAGAGCCAGUAUUAAAGAUUCCCAUAUUACUUGGGAAGUUUUUAAGAGUCAUUAUGUGUUUCAACACCUAACAAUGAUACAAAUUUCCUAUUUGGUGGUCAUAACACACUGUAACAUCUCAAGUGUCAAAUAUAAGUGUUUGAUACAGCUCAGUUUUUUCUUUCUGUUAUGAACAAAGUCAUUGUCGUCUCCUAAGUUGCCACAAAUAAAGUGAGAUGAUGUAGACUUGUUUUCGUGUCCUGGUUGAACUGGUUUCUUUCUUGUUAAUUCAGUUUGACAUUUAUGUGUGUUCCAUUUUAAAUUUGUUGCCAUUAUUUAUAUCCAUUCUUCAGUUUCUCUUGCUCUGUGUACAAAACACCUUGGUGCAUCAUAAGCAUUGUGACGGCGUCACACGCAUUUGGUUUCACUUCUCAGUAAUUCAUUGAGUUGGAGUUGUACAUCUGCAAGUGUGUAUGCAACCAAACUUUAAAGACACAGAGGCAAAAUAACCUGCAAGUUGAGUAACCAGUUUCUGACCUUGUUGAGUGUUAAUUGAUUAUUUUAAGAACAGGCCACUCCUGCCUCCUUUUGAUUCAGUUAUUUUGAAACAUAAUGUCACUACCUAUGGCUUAACUAAGCCAUAAUGUCUGAGAGUUCUGAUGAUUUGUUUUUGUUUGUUUCUUACUGCUCACCAAAUGGUUUGAGUAGGCGUGUCCAAGCCUUGUCUGUAAAUAAUUCUAUAAAUGAGUUUAUGUAUGGGUUUUAGAUGUGGAAGAAGGCUAUGGUUUUUGAGAAUCAAUGCACUGUAAAAUAUGGUGAAUGAGAUUUAUGUAUACAUUUUACCCCAAAUGAAAGUCCAAAACUAGUGGGAGAUGGAAAACUGUUGGAGUCUGUUGACCUGUCAUACAGAAAAACUCAUCUUUUGUAUUGUUUUGACCUGUUUGGAUCUUAUAUGAGUUGAAAGAUUUUUUUGGGCAUAUAUUUAAUCUUUAUUAAACUUAUGUUCAUCUCUAGAAUUGGAAAA